UCCACCCAAACCCUUCACUCUCACACCCAACAAUGGCAGACCAACCAUCCUCACCCGACCCCUACAAGCUUCUCAAACUCGUUCCCAACCCAGAUGGCUCAUUCACCCGCCUCACCAGCCCCCCAACCGCGCCCACAACCGAGUCACUCCCUGCCGAUCCUCACCUCAACUCAUCCCAACUCGUUCUCUCCAAGGACAUCCCUCUCGACCCAAACUCCCAAACCUUCCUCCGCCUCUUCAAACCCCACAACCUCCCCACAAACUCUAACCUCCCUCUCAUCAUCUACUUCCACGGCGGCGGCUUCGUCCUCUUCAGCGCCGCCUCUCAGCCUUUCCACAACUUCUGCUCCCAACUCGCCCUCUCUCUCCCCGCACUAGUCCUCUCCCUCGAGUUCCGCCUCACCCCCGAGCACCGCCUCCCCGCCGCCUACGAUGACGCCGCUGCAGCCCUCAACUGGGUCAGAAACCAAGCCUCCACCGCCGACGGCGACUCUUGGCUUGAAAACUCUGUCGAUUUCUCCAAGUGUUUCUUGAUGGGAAGUAGCGCGGGAGCUAACAUCGCCUACCACGCGGGUCUACGCGCUUCCGGUAUGGAUCUCACCCCGAUCAAGAUCCGAGGGCUGAUAUUGCAUCAGGCGUAUUUCGGUGGGAUCCAGAGGACGGAGUCGGAGAUAAGGCUGGCCAACGACCGGGUGCUGCCGUUAGUUGUUAACGACGCUCUGUGGGCCCUGAGUCUGCCGGAGGGGGCUGAUCGUGACCACGAGUAUUGCAAUCCGUUUGUUAACGGCGGUGAUGAGAGGAUCGGACGGCUGCCGAGGUGUUUGGUGAAUGGGUACGGUGGGGAUCCACUGCUGGACAGGCAGAAGGAAUUUGCGGGGUUAUUGGAAUCACGCGGGGUGCACGUGACGGGCCGGUUGGAGGAGGUGGGGUUUCAUGGUGUGGAGCUAUUUGACCCGAAAAAGGCCGAGGCUUUAUAUGAAGUUGUUAAGGAAUUUAUCGUCUCUUGUUGUGCACACGGUGGCGAUGAGGUUGUUGUUGCAAAAUCUUCUAUGUGACUAAAAUGGCUAAUGGAGGCUAAGGGUUGGAGUCUUGGAGCCGAUUGAAUAAUUUUGUACUCUCUCAAUUCAAGAAUUUUAAUUGUGGUUAUAAUUAAUGUUGAUGAUGGUUACAUCAAAUCGGACUGAACUCAGUCUUCGAAUAUC
Molecule: messenger RNA, 1202 nt
Organism: Argentina anserina (silverweed cinquefoil)
Lineage: Eukaryota; Viridiplantae; Streptophyta; Magnoliopsida; Rosales; Rosaceae
Product: probable carboxylesterase 8
Exons: 1
Coding region: 33-1055 (340 amino acids)
Molecular function (GO): hydrolase activity
Source: RefSeq, a predicted model, not a curated record